Molecule: messenger RNA, 2193 nt
Organism: Pocillopora verrucosa
Lineage: Eukaryota; Metazoa; Cnidaria; Anthozoa; Scleractinia; Pocilloporidae
Source: RefSeq, a predicted model, not a curated record
GAAUUUAGAUUUACCUGCUUGAUUUCUAUCGGUUACGCUUCAUGUUGACAAGUCCCUCAAAAUGGCGGCCAAACUUAAAGAUUGCCGAAAAUUAGUACUAAGAAGCUACAAGUCUAUUUGCUGACAGCGGACUUCAGUGCAUUCUAUCGCAGCAACAGAAAAACAGGAACUAAAGAUGAAACCAGAAACCGAAUGGAUCAUCACAGUCCUCUACGCCAUCACGAUGCUCGUAGCGUUUGCAGGGAAUAGUUUCCUCAUCUACAUCGUGUGGAAGAAGCCUGAAGUCAGAUCACUGACAAGCUUUAUGUUCGUCAACAUGGCCAUCGCUGAUUUGCUUGUAACCUUGGUAGUGAUGCCCUGGUCGAUUUCCGUAAUAUAUACAGAUGGUUUGUGGAUGAUCCCGGGAGUAUUUGGAAAGGUCAUGUGCAAAGGUGUUGUAUACAUUGCCUAUGUCACUUUAACAGCAUCCAUCCUCUGCCUGACUUUCAUGGCGAUCGACAGGUACUAUGCCAUCGUUCAUCCCCUCCGCCGCCAUCUUUGGUUUCGAAAGCCUAAACUAACCGUUCCAUUUAUUUGGAUCGGAUCACUGGUCUCCAUGUCCAUUUUCCUUGUUAUUCAAACCGUGGAGGACUACAAUAAUUCUUCCUAUUGCAUGCUAUCUGUUUACAUCUUGGGUGAUCCAGAUAGGGCUCUUCGAGGAAUAUACCUCCUCCUUUUCGUCGUCAACUAUCUCAUCCCCUUGAUCGUUAUUUCUUUCCUGUAUACCAUCACUGCAUGGAAUUUAUGGUUCCAUGUUGCACCUGGAGUGAAUACUUUUAGAGGAAAUCGAGCGCAACUAGAAACCUCCAAGAAAAGAGUGGUUCGGAUGCUCAUUAUUGUUACCUGUGCCUUUGCCCUUUGUUGGCUCCCACCACAAGUGGUUCACAUGAUGCAUAUCAUUCACGCAUCUAAGGCCCGAUCACAUAUACAGGCGAUUGUCAGCUUUGUGUGUUUUUGGUUUGGACACGCCAACAGUGCCGUUAACCCAUGGCUGUACAUUUUUCUGAGCACCAAGAUAAAUACGGCAUUUACCAGGAUCGUCAGUAGAAAAAGCAGCCGGUUGCCUUCAAGUCUCGCCAUCAAAACAUCAGAUGCCGUCUUACCACCUGAAGAUGAAGGAAACCAGAAUGAAUCAAGAAUAUAAUUACCAAUUUGGUAACUGUAAGAUAGAAACUCGCUUAAAACGGAUUUGCGUAUCACUAAUUAUAUAAUAUAAUACAAACACCUAUAUGCGGUUUCAUAAAAGUUACUGUCAGUAGUAAACCGAGUAAUUUCAUUAGAAAUUGAUAAUUGCAACUAAUUUCGACAAUAACCGUUCUAUCGGCUGGUAAGAAUAAAAGGGGGGAUCCGUUGCAGAGUGAACUAUAGGAAGAAGUAUACUAGCAUUGCUUCUUCAAUGUUUGAGGCAGUGUGGUGAGGGUGCUGAACUAGUGAUCUAGUGGUCACGGGUGAAAGCCCUCUACCUUAUUACUCGCUAGAUUUGUUUCGUUUUUCCCUCGGGUCGAUUCUUUGACUCGCUUUGUAUACAGCCAACUGGUGUGCCCCCUACUGGUUGGGAUUUUUAAACACUACAUGAUUGUUUACAACGUCUGUUUUCCAAUUUGAUUGAAAUGGUCAUGAAACCCCCAUAGGGGUAUUGGUCAAAAAGGAAACACUGACAUGUUUCUUCAGUGCUGCGGGUAGCAUUAAUUAAGUGUAUUUGCAUAACGUUUUCGCGAUAAUAAUUUAACAAACUAUUUCAGUUUAUAAUUAGCUGUUUUGGAAGGAGAUUUGGGAAUAUUACUUUUCCGAGGAUGGCAGCAACAAUAUAACCAGUAAAUGUGUCCGCAAACCUUCGCUGAUGUACCUCUGGAACAAAGGUAUAUUUGGUUUUUCUAGUAUGAGCUUGUUGUUGUUUCUUGCUGAAGUAGUCAUCAAGGCUUUUAGCUCUACUUAAGUGUGAUUUUGGAGAUAAAAAUAUAGGUUUUAUUUCUCAUUUAGUCGUGCAUUUUAGAGCCUCAAACACACUAGCCAAAGGUACCGGUUUAGUUAAUUUCUUUGCGGUACACAGAACGUCAUUGCCUUCUUAGUUGUCGCCGGAUUGCUAUGUUCUGAAAGCUGCUCUUGUAGACUAAAUUGUUGAGUAGUGAUAAGUAAAUACAGGGAGAUUUUGGA